AUGUCAUCUGUUGGCUACUGCUUCAAUAUAUGUCGAUCUGUUGACCAAAAGAUAGCUAAUGAACGACGAUCUUCAGUAUGUAAUCCUCAAUCAACUGAAAACCCCUCCGAGACUGGUACUUUAAUAUUUGGACGUCGUUUUUCAUUAAGUCAUUCGACACAGCCAAAUACCAAUCAUACUUCUCAAAAUCAAAAUGAUUUAUCAUCAAAUCAAAAUGGUUUAUCAUCAAAUCAAAAUGGUUUAUCAUCAAAUCAAAAUGGUUUAUCAUCAAAUAAAAAUGCACCAUAA
Molecule: messenger RNA, 288 nt
Organism: Rotaria sp. Silwood1
Lineage: Eukaryota; Metazoa; Rotifera; Eurotatoria; Philodinida; Philodinidae
Source: the annotation of a GenBank genome assembly